Molecule: messenger RNA, 2140 nt
Organism: Tripterygium wilfordii
Lineage: Eukaryota; Viridiplantae; Streptophyta; Magnoliopsida; Celastrales; Celastraceae
Product: pentatricopeptide repeat-containing protein At1g74630
Exons: 1
Coding region: 86-2020 (644 amino acids)
Biological process (GO): RNA modification
Molecular function (GO): protein binding; zinc ion binding; RNA binding
Source: RefSeq, a predicted model, not a curated record
UCGAGUUCUGUGUGGUAUCUCAUAGAAAUCUUGGUUUUCAAAAGAGAAAAAAGAAAACCAGUAACCAUAAUUAUGCAUUCAAGUAAUGAGCGAUACCAAGUACCAACUGUGCCUCUCUUUGUUGAAUAAGUGCAAGACCCUCAAAAGUGUCCAACAAAUCCAAGCUAAUUUUCUUAAAACCGGCGUGGAUACUGAUCCUUUCGUCGCCGGAAAGUUGAUCCUUCAUUGCGCAGUGUCAAUCUUCGAUGCCCUCCACUACGCCGGUCGGCUCUUGCUUCAAACUCCUAACCCAGAUGCCUUCAUGUACAACACACUCAUUCGGGGUCUCUCUGAGUCCGGUACGCCUCAAGAUGCUAUUACUACGUUCAUUGAAAUGCGCCGGAGUUCAAUUGCACAUCUUGAUAGCUUCUCCUUCGCUUUUGUCCUUAAAGCUGCCGCCAAUUUCAGAUUUUUAAGAGUUGGAAUGCAGUUACAUUGUCAAGCGUUGGUGCAUGGCCUUGAUAACCAUAUCUUUGUUGGUACUACUUUGAUUAGUAUGUACGCUGAAUGUGGUGGCAUUGAGUUUUCACGGAAAGUGUUCGAGGAAAUGCGUGAACCAAAUGUAGUUGCUUGGAACGCGAUGCUUACGGCUUGUUUUAGGGGUGGGGAUAUGGAGAAUGCAGCUAGAGUGUUUGAUCGGAUGCCACUGAGAAACCUGACCUCUUGGAAUGUGAUGCUCGCUGGAUACACAAAAGCAGGGGAGCUUGAGCUUGCAAGGAAGACAUUUGUGGAGAUGCCAAUGAAAGAUGAUGUCUCCUGGAGUACAAUGAUUGUUGGGUUCGCUCAUAGUGGGUGUUUUGACGAGGCUUUAGGGUUUUAUAAGGAGCUGGGAGAGGUGGGAAUGACGCCGAAUGAGGUAAGCUUGACUGGAGUGCUCUCUGUGUGUGCACAAGCAGGGGCAUUUGAAUUUGGGAAAAUCAUUCAUGGGUUUAUAGAGAAAGCGGGCUUUAACUGGCUUGUUUCGGUGAAUAACGCACUGAUAGAUACAUACUCCAGGUGUGGGAAUGUGGCCAUGGCUCAGCUGGUCUUUGAGAGAAUGCCAGGAAAUAAAGACACUGUUUCUUGGACAACAAUGAUAGCCGGCCUGGCAAUGCAUAGUCAAGCACACGAAGCAAUACAACUUUUUCAUGAGAUGGAAAAGAGUGGAAAUACGCCUGAUGGUAUUACCUUCAUUUCUGUUCUUUAUGCUUGUAGUCAUGCUGGCCUGGUAGACCAUGGCUAUCAGUUCUUUCUUAGAAUUAAAGGCAAGUAUAACAUAGAACCAGCCAUUGAGCAUUACGGUUGUGUGGUGGAUAUGUAUGGUCGAGCAGGUAAGCUAGAUGAGGCCUAUGAAUUUGUCUGUCGAAUGCCGAUUUCACCUAAUGACAUUAUAUGGCGGACGCUUCUUGGAGCAUGUAGUAUCCAUGGUAAUGUUGAGUUGGCUGAGCAAGUAAAAGAACGGCUUUCUGAGCUAGAUCCAAACAAUUCCGGUGACGAUGUUCUAUUGUCAAAUAUAUAUGCCAUUUCCGGAAAAUGGAAGGAUGCUGCUGCUGUAAGAAGAUCAAUGACUACCCAACAGAUCAAGAAAACUCCUGGUUGGAGCAUGAUUGAAGUGGAUAAAAUAUUGUAUAGUUUCGCGGCUGGUUCUGGACAAAAUGAGAUUGCGGAAGAAGCUUACGAGAAGUUACAAGAGAUAAUGUCAAGGCUUAGGGUUGAAGGAGGCUACGUCCCACAGGUUGGGAGUGUUUUACAUGACAUAGAAGAUGAAGAAAAGGAAGAUUCAGUAUCUAAACAUAGUGAAAAGCUUGCAGUUGCUUUUGGGAUGGCAAGAUUGUGUGAAGGAAGGAUCAUAAGAAUAGUGAAAAACUUGAGGAUAUGCAGGGACUGUCAUAUAGUAAUGAAGUUGAUUUCUAAAAUUUAUGGAUUAGAGAUUGUGGUCAGAGAUAGAAGUCGAUUUCAUUCAUUUAGAGAUGGCUCUUGUUCAUGCAGAGAUUACUGGUAAGCUGAACAGUGAAUAGCAGCAAACUUUUACUGAAAUUGGUAAUGUUGAAAUUAUGCCUGGCCUCUCCCAAGUCCUCUAACUUAACAGGGCAUUGUACAAGUUUGCGCUCUUUUUCUUAAA